GAAUGAAAUACGACAAUCUGUAACGAUUGUUUGCUACUUUCUAUAGCGCUUUCAAAGACUAAUAUAAUUUUGUUCGACAAAUCUGCUAAUGCAUCGACCUGUCGUACGUUCUGGUGAGAUCAAGCCAUGUAUUUGACUACGGCAGAUUCCAGCUAGAUGCUAGUCAAACAUCCAUUAUCCUAUAUGCUCCGUGAGUUAUUAAAAAAACCAUCGCUGGAAGUUUAAAAAGUUGAACAGUGCAUUUACAGCCACAGUGACAUUUUAAAAAUUGUUAUAACGUUGACAGAUGUCAUCGAUGGAAAUCUAAUCAAGAGACUGUUGUUGUUUUUUGUCGAACGUGACACAUUACGUAAACUGCACGCGUAAUUUCCUGCACUAUCAACACAGCUGGGACCAAGGUAUCGCUGCGUGCAAAAACACCAGGAACAAUCAUCUUUCAAACCGUUUCAAACUCCUCAGAAUAACGUCGUGCUGACAACUUGAACAAUUUAUUUCUUUGCAGAGACUGCUGGUGCUAGUGCAUUGAAAAAGGAAAACACCCUGUUUGUCAACCUUGGGAGGUAACCAUGGCACCCAUCCGUCGCCCAGGGUAUCCUCUCCGAGGAUCUAUUAUCUGGGACGAGACAGAAUGUCUAGCGUUUUACGGGAUGCUAUCUAUCCACGAGCUCUUCGAAGUGGUCGGUUCACAACUGACCGAGACGGACAUAGAAGUCCUGUCCUUCCUCCUGGAUGAAACCUACCCGGCAGAGCACCCCCUCCAGCCAGCGAGCUGGACUGUAGCGCCGUGCGACGGGGACCCAGACAACCACGGUGUGCCGCCCAGUCCGGAGUUGCUGAAUUCCUGGAGGAGGUUCCGGCCCCGGGCGCCUCUAUGCCCCUCCGCCGCCCGCCACAAGCCCAAGAGCGGUCUGGAGCUUCUGCUGGAGCUGGAGAGGCGGGACUACCUCAGCGAGAGGAACCUAGAGCCCCUGUUGCAGCUGCUGCGAAUCCUUACCCGACACGACCUCUUACCGUUUGUGUCGAGCAAGAAACGGAGGACAGUGUCUCCUGAGCGUCUGAGCCUGGACUACGGGUCAGUGGACGAAGCGCAGGUGUGUCCUCCUGGACUGACGGACACCCGUGAGCAGACAGAAUUACCUCAGGAACAUUCCUCGCUACAGUGGAGGAGAGGUUUGUGCCCUGCAAGGCCGGCGCUAACCUCCAGACAGAAGAAAAGGAAGACGAGAGGCCACGGUUGGUCCGGCCGCCCGGCCACCCAGAGGAGAACGGGCCUUCUCCCUCAGCUUCAGACCCCUCCCCCACCAGCACCCGAGAAAGUCACCUGUGAAGUACGACUGCGGGUGCGGGCCGAGUACCUGGAGCACGAGGCGGCCCUGCGUAGUGGCGUCUCCUCCAACAAGCAGCAGCCGCUGGAGAGGCAGUUUGAGCUCUUCAGCCGGGCCAGCUCCCUGCUGCGCACCCGCGACCUGGGCUCCAUCGUCUGCGACAUCAAGUUCACCGACCUGGAGAACCUGGAGGCCUUCUGGAGAGACUACCUGAGCGGGGCUCUCCUGGAGGCUCUCAAGGGAGUCUUCAUCACCGACUCCAUGAGGAUGGCGGCCGGGCAGGAGGGCGUGCGCCUGCUGAUAAGCGUGGACCAGGAUGACUACGAGGAGGGCCGCAAGGUGCUGCUCCAGGGGCAGAACGGCGCCUCCUGGUGGGGAGGGGAGAGGUCAUGAUCACGAAGACCGGGAGGGGAAGAAACUGAAAUGGAAUGAUUUCUCCCCCUUCCUGAGUCUCAGAGGUUACGCCCUCUCCUGCGCCUACUCUAUCUGGGGAAACCCUCUAGAAGACGUCAAAUUAGACAGAAAAAGAGAAGACCAACUUGACUAGGACAGUUGAUGUCGGUGUUCACAGGGCACACUGUUGAGGAAAAAGAGACUGCCGUUACACGCACUCAAAACGAAUACCUGCCUAUAAGUCACUGAAGCCUGGAGACCGUUGAAACAGUCUGGCGGACUGUGUGAAUGACAACGGGGCCCUGUGUCUUGCUUUUUUUUGUUUUAUGUAUGUGAGCUGCCUUGAAAAGUGAUAUUGAUCUGUAAGAACUUAGUUUUCAUUGCGAUGCAUGAUUUACAAGGUUAGAGCUUGUGGAUGCUAGUAGGGAGAAGGAGAAGGCAGAGACCAAGAGCUUGUGGAUGCUAGUAGGGAAACGGAGACGGCAGAGACCAAGAGCUUGUGGAUGCUAGUAGGGAGAAGGAGACGGCAGAGACCAAGAGCUUGUGGAUGCUAGUAGGGAGAAGGAGACGGCAGAGACCAAGAGCUUGUGGAUGCUAGUAGGGAGAAGGAGACGGCAGAGACCAAGAGCUUGUGGAUGCUAGUAGGGAGAAGGAGACGGCAGAGACCAAGAACUUGUUCUUAGGUUUUGACCUCCGUGGGUCCAAGGAGAAUGGAAACCAGAUGGUGAGAUAGUGAACCCUAUGGAUGCCCUGUGUGUAGCCUUGGCCGGUCCACACACACACACACACAUACACUGAUCUCAAACACUGGUGGUCCCAUCACUGUGGUGGCAUGAUAAACUCCACCUCUGAUCGCUGUGGUCAGUGGACAUGGCAGGUGCCACAAGAUGAUAGCAGUGAUUACCUCUGGGCCUUAGCCAACCAUUUCAGAUUCAUCAGGGACAAGCUGUUUUACCAGCAACAGGGAUAACACAACCCCUUCCUGCUAGGCCUCGGCCGGGAGUCCUCCUCCAAAGUAAGCAAAGCACAGGACAGUGUGUCGUUCAAUAGAGGCGAUUUUGAGGGAGAUCAAAAUCAAAAGAGCACAUCCCAGGUCCACUCAGCCUUGUCCUGUAGACCCACUACGAUGGCUCAAGGGCGGCUGUCUACUCACCCUGCUGGAACUAAUGCCUGGACUUCACUCAUAGACCACGAUCAAUAAGGCCUCCGUGCUCAAAGUCCCCUCAUGCAAGCGGGACUUACGGAAACCGACGACCACUGUGGGGGCUCUCCGGUCCAGAGUUAAAGACCUACAGAGGGGAACUUGGGACAUGAUUUUUUGUGUUUGGUUUCUAUUUUUCUUCUAUUUUUUGGGGUAUAUAAAUUCCUGAGUAAAGCUUUGUAAUGCAAUGUAGGCUGCGUAUGAAAAAAAUAACAAAAAAAAAUCUAUGGGGGAAACCUUUGUUUAGUACUUAGUUGGAGAUUUUGUGUUGGCAUGGCAAGAAAGGAUUUUUCUUUUUGUGUGUAAUCUUAAUUUAAUAAAUU
Messenger RNA from Osmerus eperlanus (European smelt), 3242 nucleotides. RefSeq names its product death effector domain-containing 1 (gene dedd2). Bases 567 to 1718 code for a protein of 383 amino acids. The record is from RefSeq and is a predicted model, not a curated record. NCBI's taxonomy places the organism in Eukaryota, Metazoa, Chordata, Actinopteri, Osmeriformes, Osmeridae. Gene Ontology annotation, cellular component: nucleolus. Gene Ontology annotation, biological process: regulation of apoptotic process; apoptotic process; extrinsic apoptotic signaling pathway via death domain receptors. Gene Ontology annotation, molecular function: DNA binding; protein binding. The transcript has 6 exons.